AUGGGUAAUCCAGCUAGUCCAAUAUUAGCCAACAUAGUAAUGGAUCAUGUACUUAAAAGGAUAAUAAAACUUCUACCUUUUCCAGUGCUUUUUUUGAAGGUUUAUGUCGACGAUACUAUCGUAGCUAUUCCAGAAGAAAAAGUGGACACAAUUUUGGACAUCUUUAAUAGUGUAAACAAAAAGAUUCAGUUAACCAUGGAAAUCGAGAAGGAUAAUAUGUUACCAUUUUUAGAUGUGGUGGUAAUAAGGAAAGAUGAUGGCUCAUUGUUGACUAACUGGUACAUUAAACCAACUAGCUCAGGAAGAUGUUUAAAUUAUUAUUCUAACCACCCUCUAAAUCAAAAGAUCAGUAUAAUUAAAGGUUUUGUGUAUAGAUCAUUAAAGUUAAGCAGUGAACAAUUUCAUAAAGAUAAUUUGCUAAGAGUUGAGAGUUUGUUAAAGAAAAAUAACUAUCCGUUAGGACUAAUUCACAGUGUCUUCAAUAACUACAAUAAAGAUAAAAACAUACCGGAUCAUAAACUACACGUUAAAAAAAAGUUUAUUAGAUUCCCAUUUAUUAACCCAAUAUCUAACCAGAUUAAUAAAUGUUUCAAGAAAACUGAUAUUCAACUGGUGUUUUACAACUUAGUCAAAAUGAAUUCAAUUUAUUCAAGACUAAAAGAUAAAGUCGAUAAAGGGGAUCAGUCUGAGAUUGUAUAUCAGAUACCAUGUGAAUGUAGCAGGUGCUACGUGGGACAAACGAAGCAAAAACUCAAGAAAAGACUGGAUCAAUAUAAGAAUGACUGCAGGCCGAUUAAUAUACUCAAAACAAACUCCACUGCACUUGCUAAUCAUCAUUUCAAGACUGGACACAAUUUUAAAUUUAACAUGGCAACUAUUUUAGAUAUAGAAGACAAUUAG
This is a messenger RNA of Cotesia glomerata, 900 nucleotides long. RefSeq lists its product as uncharacterized. Bases 1 to 900 code for a protein of 299 amino acids. Lineage: Eukaryota; Metazoa; Arthropoda; Insecta; Hymenoptera; Braconidae. The record is from RefSeq and is a predicted model, not a curated record. The transcript has a single exon.